Molecule: messenger RNA, 1041 nt
Organism: Triticum turgidum subsp. durum (durum wheat)
Lineage: Eukaryota; Viridiplantae; Streptophyta; Magnoliopsida; Poales; Poaceae
Source: the annotation of a GenBank genome assembly
AUGCCGAUGAGCUCCUCGCCGGCGGUCGCGGUCGCGGUCGCGUCUGCGGCCGUGGUAGCGCUGGCUGUCGCUAACCGCGUGCUCUAUAAGCUCGCGCUGGUGCCCCUCAAGUCCUAUCCCUUCCUCCUCGCUCAGCUCACCACGUUCGGGUACGUCACGGUGUACUUUUCAAUACUCUAUGCGAGGUACCGCGCGGGGGUGGUGACGCGGGACAUGCUGACACUGCCGAAGAUCCGGUUCGCUGUCAUCGGCUUGCUAGAGGCUCUUGGGGUCGCCGCUGGAAUGUCUGCGGGAGCUAUGCUGCCUGGCCCUGCUAUUCCUAUACUGUCUCAGUCUUUCCUGGUGUGGCAGCUUAUCUUCUCUGUGUUGCUUUUGGGAAAGACCUACUCUCUGAGACAAAUCAUUGGUUGCUUGCUUGUAACUUCUGGUGUGAUUCUUGCUGUUGCGAGUGGGGCAAAUGAUGGUCAUCUUCUAUCUGGAGUCAAGUUAAUUUGGCCAUUGCUGAUGGUUGUUUCAUCGGCAUUCCAAGCUGGUGCAUCCAUUUUGAAGGAGUCUGUUUUCGUUGAUGGUGCAAAACGUCUUAAAGGGAAACGGCCUGACAUCUUCGUGGUUAAUUCAUUCGGAUCUGGGUUUCAGGCUCUUGUUGUCUUCCUUCUUCUCCCAUUACUUUCUAAUUUGAGGGGGAUUAAGCUUGCUGAGCUUUCUGGCCAUUUAAAUGGUGGUGCUGAGUGCUUCUUAAAUGUUGGGGAGAGCCCAAUUGAUUGUGGAGGUGCUCCAUUCCUACCAUUGCUUUUUAUAUUCGUAAACAUGGCUUUCAACAUCUCGUUGCUUAAUUUGGUAAAGAUGUCGUCUGCCGUGGUUGCUUCACUUACAGCAACUUCCGCCGUGCCAAUAUCAAUCUACAUCCUUUCUCUUCCUUUGCCCUACAUCCCUCAAGGCGCGGAAUUAAGCGCUUCUUUUAUCUUCGGUGGCAUUGUAUUGUUGAUGGGCCUAAUUCUGUAUAACCUUCCCCAAUCAUCUAAAGAGUCAAAGACUGACUAA